Molecule: messenger RNA, 738 nt
Organism: Panicum hallii
Lineage: Eukaryota; Viridiplantae; Streptophyta; Magnoliopsida; Poales; Poaceae
Exons: 1
Coding region: 82-435 (117 amino acids)
Source: RefSeq, a predicted model, not a curated record
ACGCCAUCCUAGCCGAACCUGAACCACAAACCAGCAGGCUGGCAGCAGCUGCAAAGCACUAGCAAGUAGCUAGCCAGGGACAUGGACAGGAAGGUGUGCCUCACUCUACUCGCGCUCCUCGGCGUCCUGCUCGCGCCGGCAAGCCCCGUCGUGGCCGGCGGGAUGAAGGCCGCGUUCGCCGGCAGCCCCGGGUCUUCUUGGUCCGGAGACGCGGCGGCGCUAGGGCGGCUGAUGUCCACAAGGCUGGAGGACGGCGUCGCGCCGGAGCUCGCGCUGGACCUGGAGGUGCACCGCCGCAUCCUCGCCACCAACAUUGGCCCGCGUGUGUUCAAUCCCAACAGGCCCGCCUGCCCGGGAACGGGAUCGUGCGCUGGGCGAGGAAAUCCAUACACACCCAGCCGGGGAUGCCUGAAGAUUUACCAGUGCCGCAGCUGAAUGAAGGAGCCAACCGAUGUUCCGUGCAUCCUCGAGUGUGUUUCAUAUGAUCGAUUGAUCAGUGCGCCUCUGGCUUCUCGAUCGGCUCUCGCUGUGGCUGUGGCUGUGGUUGUGGCUUCCAGUGUCUUUAAAUAAUUAUUUUUUGUUCUAUUGACAAGAAUUGUGAACCCAUGAGGAUUGUUCGUGUAAGAGAGAUGGCAUGCUGUAUGACUUUGCAAAUCGAUGCUAGCUUACUUCUGAGUUCCGGUUACCUGUUGUACUUUCCCUUUCUGUUUAAUAAUAAAUAAUAUAAAUAUUAUGCAA